UACUUGCAGAUUAAAGUCCUUACAGAUCGCUUGUUCAUAGACUGGGAUAUGUUCGAGAAUGAAGAUGAACGUGAGAUUAUGAAAAAAUAUGCUGAGACUGGCAGGUGGUACACAUUGAUAUACGCUUCUUAUAUUUAUAUAGGUACCAUCUCAUUUACAACAACUGCUCUUGUGCCACGCAUUUUGGACAUCAUAUUUCCUUUGAACACUUCCCGUUCGAUAAUAUUAGCGUAUCCGGCGUAUUAUUUCGUUGACGAGGAGCAAUAUUUCUACUAUAUUUUUUGCCAUAUGCUAAUUACAGCAGCAUUAAGUAUGACUGGAUUUAUCGCGCACGAUUGCAUGCUCUUUGCUUACAUCGAACACGUUUGUGGUCUUUUUGCCGUGAUUGGAUAUCGAUUUAAACAUUUAUCGUAUAAAAAUGAUAAUGCAAAAAAAAGCAUGAUUAAUUAUUCGAAUGACGUGUCUUACAAAAACAUUGUGUUUGCAGUUCACGCUCAUCGAAAAGCCUUGCAAUUCGCAGUACUUCUUGAAAGUACUUUUACGGUGUCGUUCAUUAUACAAAUUCUGAUAGUUACAGUCGGCAUGAGCAUUACUUUAGUACAAUUCUCGAUACAGUUGCACAAUUUAGCGGAAGCAACGAGAUAUAUGGUUUUCAUUGUCUGUCAACUGAUGCACUUAUUUUGCUUUAGCUUCGAAGGACAAAAAUUGAUAAAUCAUAGUCUCGAAACCUGUGACAAAAUAUUUUAUAGCUCAUGGUAUGAAAUACCCGUGAAUGCGCAAAGAUUACUCUUGAUGGUGAUGAGAAAAAGCGUCGUAGCUAGUACUUUGACUGCUGGCAAGAUAUACGUAUUUUCUUUAGAAAGUUUCACGACGUUUCGGUAUAUUCAAUAUAUUCAUAUUCAAACUGAGAAACAUUUCUCAAAGGGUCAGCUUAUCACAAUCAAUGAAACGUUAUCAAUUCGGGCCUACGUUAUAUACGCGAGACACGUAUUUAUUAUAUCUAUGAGUCACGGAAACCUGCACGAUUGCUAUGUCAGACGCUCCGGGAAAAAGAGAGAAAGACAGAGAUAGCGGUAUACACUAUUUCAAAGUAUGGAAUCUAAUAUAGGUUACUAUUACGAUAUAAAUAGAAAAUUUUUGUCGUUUGUUGGUCAGUGGCCGUAUCAGAAACCAAAGGAAAAACGGUCUUUCUUGAUUUUCAUACUCAUAAUUUUAAUUAACAUGAUAAUAACACAGAUUAAAGAUCUUACGGAUCGUUUGUCCACAAACUGGGAUAUGCUCGAGAAUCAGGAAGAACGUGAGAUUAUGAAAAAAUAUACCGAAACUGGCAAAUGGUACGGGGUGAUAUAUAUUUCUUAUAUUUAUAUAGGUUUUAUCGUACUUUCAAUGGCCGCUGUUGUGCCACACUUCUUGGACAUCGUGUUUUCUUUGAACACUUCCCAUCCGAUAAUGUUAUUAUACCCGGCUUAUUACUUCGUUAAUGAGGAGCAAUAUUUCUAUUGUAUUUAUUGCCAUAUGAUAGUUAGCGCGAUAUUAGCUUUGACUGGAGUAAUCGCACACGACUGCAUGCUCUUUGCCUACAUCGAACAUAUUUGUGGCCUUUUUGCCGUAAUUGGAUUUGCAAUACUUCUUGAAAAUACUUUUACGUUAUCGUUUGCUAUACAAAUGCUGAUGGUUACAGUUGGCAUGAGCAUUAGUUUAGUACAAUUAUCGAUGCAGUUUCACAAUUUCGCGGAAGCAACAAAAUAUAUAUUAUUCCUUGGCGGUCAAUUGUUCCACUUGUUUUGCUACAGCUUCGAAGGACAAAAAUUGAUAAAUCAUAGUUCCGAAACUUGUGACAAAAUAUAUAAUGGCUCAUGGUAUGAAAUACCUGUAAGUGCGCAAAGAUUGCUUUUGAUGGUGAUGAGAAAAAGCGUCGAAGCUAGUACCUUGACUGCUGGCAAGAUAUACAUAUUCUCUUUAGAAAAUUUCACAACGGUCUUGCAAACUUCAAUGUCGUAUUUUACGGUUCUAUCCGUUUCUUUAAAAAUUAUGGAUCAGAAUCAUUAUUACAAUAUUGUUUACAAAAUAUCAUCGCUCACUGGUGUGUGGCCGUUUUUAAAACCAAGAGCAAGAGUAUUUCGCGUUACUCUACUGACAAUAGCUAUUUUAACUAUUUUCAUCCCUCAGGUAGCGUAUCAAUUUACAUGCAAGAAAGACUUGCACUGUAUAUUUGAGGGGAGUUCGUCGUAUCUGUUGACGAUGAUGGCUACGAUAAAGGUGUAUACAUUCCAAUUAAAUAUUAGCACAAUUAAAAAUCUUACCCGACACCUGUUUGCCGAUUGGAAAAAAAUCGGAAGUCCUGAAGAAUACGAGAUAAUGAAGUCGUAUGCCCAGAAUAGUCGACGAUUUUGUCUCAUAUAUUCGGUAUAUUGCUCAAUGGCGGUAUUUAUGUUUAUGUCAAUGUCUCUUAUACCGUUCGUACUCGAUAUCGUAUUGCCCCUCAAUCAAUCCCGUCCGGUGCUACCGACGUAUCCGGGAUACUAUUUCGUGGACAUUCGUGAACAUUUCUUGCAAAUUUUUUGGCACUCUCUCGUGGCCUGGCAGAUUCUUAUGACCGGUUUAAUCGCCCACGAUUGCAUGUACGUGACUUACAUCGAACAUAUUUGCAGCAUGUUCGCCGUGAUUGGAUUUCGUUUCGAGCAAUUAUUUCAUUAUUGCGAUAAACCAAUGGAAAUUGUUGAUAUGAACAAUAUGUAUCGCAAGAAAGUUGCGUUUAUCGUGCAUACGCACCGAGAAUCCUUGAAAUUCGUGGAACUUCUAGAAAAUACCUUCAAUAUACCUUUUGCCGCACAAAUAUUGAUAGUAACAGUAGGGAUGAGCGUUACCUUGUUACAAAUCUCACAGCAGGAUAGCGAUUUGCUGGAAUUGAUAAGAUAUGUAUUAUAUGUCAUUGGUCAACUGAUCCAUUUGUUUUUACUUAGUUUCGAGGGACAAAAACUGAUAGAUCAUAGUCUUCAGACACGCGAUAGGAUAUACAAUAGCGCUUGGUACAAAACAUCUACAAAAUCGCAAAAGCUAAUUAUACUAGUGAUGAUGAAAUGUUAUCGGCCAAGCUUUUUAAGCGCCGGCAAAGUUUACAUUUUUUCUCUGGAGAGUUUCACCGCGGUUCUACAAACUUCGAUGUCAUACUUCACGGUGCUCGCGUCCUUUCAGUAACUUGCAAUAUCCCUACAUCCGACAAAUAUCAUUUUAAACACAUGUAUCACGAAAACAUCACACAUUAUGCUUAAAUAUUAUAUUAUAAUUACAUAAUUUUGUUAAUCACGUAAUAUGUCAAAUUUAUAUAUCUAAAUUACAAAAGUUUUUUCUUAUCCUUAAGAUAUUAUUGCAAUCAUGGUUUUAAACUAUCGAAAAUAUUUACGUAGAAAAAUUAUUACAUGCUUACAUUUUUGUUUUUAUUAUUCCGAAUGAUGAUCGAGUGAUAAUGAUGCAACUCAUGAUAUUAGGACAUCAUUAAUAUCAAGAUCCAAAAAUAAGAGAUUCACGCAAAGUUCCAAUAUAUAUUUCUAAAAAAUAAAAAUGUUAAGGCCGCUGCCUGUG
Molecule: messenger RNA, 3582 nt
Organism: Formica exsecta
Lineage: Eukaryota; Metazoa; Arthropoda; Insecta; Hymenoptera; Formicidae
Biological process (GO): sensory perception of smell; detection of chemical stimulus involved in sensory perception of smell
Cellular component (GO): plasma membrane
Molecular function (GO): olfactory receptor activity; odorant binding
Source: RefSeq, a predicted model, not a curated record